CUUUCCAAUGGAGGAGAGGAGGAGGAGAGGAGGAGGAGGCCGGAGAAAAAGAUGCUGUCAUCCGCUGCCUUACAUUGAAUGAACAUGGCCGUGGGCUUCUCUUUAAAAAUCUGGUAGUUUAGAUAGUUGUAAUUUUUACGUGAUUCGGGAUGAAGAUGGCGUCUAAGUGCACGGAGGAAACCGUGCAGGCGUUCCUGUUAGAGAAAGGAGGGAGGGUCCAACAGAUGGAGCUGAUCGAUCAUUUCGUGUCACUGCUCGGUUGUAAUGACCAGUCAAACGGAGGGGUGGACUGGAAGGUGCUGGGGCGCAUUGUCGACAGCGUGGGCUUCGUGGAGGUGGAGAACGGUGUUAAGUUCGUGUGUUUAAACCCCGAGUCGGUGAUGCGUUCAGAGGCAGACGGACACGCUGAGGCUGAGUGCAACGGCAACAUCCAGGAGACGCUGGACAACGAGCACGUGAACGGAAACCCCUUGAACACAGCAGGCCAAACAGGAGCACAGAGUCCACCACCGACCAGCUUGGACAACAAUGACAAACAUUCAAAUAAAAAUGAGCAACCUGAACCCUCAUCCCAGCCCAAGACGAGCACGGUGGCUUCUACUCCUGCAGGAGGAGGAGGAGAGGUGAGGCUGAGGGACAGAAGGAGGCGAGAGUCAGCCCCAGUUAUUGCAACACAAGAUCUGGAUCAACCCAGCUCUGCUGGAUCUCACAACCAGUCAGUGAGAGGAGCACGCAGGGUGUCUAAGGGGUCCCAGCGGGCUAUACUGACCAGCUGCCUCUCUGAAGACAGCGCACUGGAAGGACUGGAUGCUAUCGGGGAAAUAAACACGCCAAAAGGAAGUCGCAGGAAUUUCAUAGAACUGAUGAUGAGCAGUUCUCCUCAGGUUCGGAGGUCUCUGAUCAACCGUGGCCCACGUGUCCGAGACUCUGUGAGGAGCGACGGCGACUCUGCAUCCCUCCUCUCCUCAGCCACUGAUGAAGACUGCACCUCUGUAACCCUGGACCCGCUGGAGCACGAGUGGAUGCUGUGUGCCUCAGACGGCCUGUGGGAGAGUCUGCAGUCCCUGCUCACUGUCGAACCGAGUCUCGUGGCCAAAAGAGACUUUGUAACCGGUUUCACCUGCCUCCACUGGGCAGCGAAGCAGGGCAAAGCUGAGCUGCUCUCCCAGCUGCUGGCCUUUGCCAAGGAGAAUGCAGUAUCUGUGAAUGUAAACGUGAGAUCAGGUGCUGGGUACACACCGCUACACCUGGCUGCCAUGCAUGGACACACACAGGUGGUUCGUGUGCUGCUGUCAGACUGGGGAGCAGACCCUGAAGCUCGAGAUUACAGCGGCAGGCGGGCCAUCCAGUACCUGCCUCCACCACUGGCAGCUGACCUGGAGAAAGAGGGCGUGGUUUUAUCACCAGGGCACAGGUCAGAUGCUGAAAACAUGAGCAGCAGCAGCAAUGGAGGGUGGGGCUGGAAGCUGCCCAAAGUCCUCCAGGGCAACCUGAAUCCACUGCGACUUCUGAACUCCCCAUCAGAGGACUCAAAGGGGACGGAGAAGACCAAGGGGGGCUUGCAGAGGAAGUCAUCCCUGAGCCGGCUGAACGCACGGCUGCAUCGCGGGCGCCACCGAGCCCAGAUCAUUCACAGCGCCUCCUUCAGGGACACGGGGGAGGUGGGAAGGGGGGAGGAACUCCCCAGGAGUCCUCUCCGAACUCGGCCACUGUCCAACCUGUUCGGAUGAAGUUACACCAGCUGUGUAGAGAUGUCAGCCAGACACGGUUACCUUUUAUGAUCUGACACGUCAGAUUUUCAUGAAGAAAUCGAUCAAUGCAAAUAUUAGAAAACCGAGAUGACAGAAAUAUUUUAUAUUGUAGAAGUUUUCAAGAAGUAUAAGGUGGUUUUUUGUUUUUUUUCCCUAAAGUAUUUUUAUUUUGUUCCUAAUGCAGUCGUUAUUUUUUGUUUCUCACAAAGAGGGCACGGUUCAUGUAGCAUUUUAUUUCCAGUAACGAUACAUUCACGAAAAAACAUCUUUUUUUAAUUUAUUUUUAUUUAUUUAGUUAAUUUUUCCUGAUGGAUCAGGAGUCACUUAAAACAUUCCAUUAGACAUUUUGUAGUGGAAAGAUGUUCACCUGCUGAAGCACCAGCAUGCAACAACGAAGGA
Nematolebias whitei (Rio pearlfish) is the source of this 2150-nucleotide messenger RNA. It is a transcript of the gene sowahca, whose product is annotated as sosondowah ankyrin repeat domain family Ca. Gene Ontology annotation, molecular function: protein binding. Bases 150 to 1730 code for a protein of 526 amino acids. The record is from RefSeq and is a predicted model, not a curated record. Lineage: Eukaryota; Metazoa; Chordata; Actinopteri; Cyprinodontiformes; Rivulidae. The transcript is spliced from 4 exons.